Molecule: messenger RNA, 993 nt
Organism: Knipowitschia caucasica
Lineage: Eukaryota; Metazoa; Chordata; Actinopteri; Gobiiformes; Gobiidae
Source: the annotation of a GenBank genome assembly
AUGGUCAGUCCACAUCAGCCUACAUCAGUCUACAUCAGCCUACAUCAGUCUGCAUCAGUCUGCAUCAGCCUACAUCAGUCUGAAUCAGUCUACAUCAGUCUGAAUCAGUCUACAUCAGCCUACAUCAGUCUGAAUCAGUCUACAUCAGCCUACAUCAGUCUGCAUCAGUCUGCAUCAGCCUACAUCAGUCUACAUCAGCCUACAUCAGUCUGCAUCAGUCUGCAUCAGCCUACAUCAGUCUGCAUCAGUCUACAUCAGUCUGAAUCAGUCUACAUCAGUCUGAAUCAGUCUACAUCAGCCUACAUCAGUCUGAAUCAGUCCACAUCAGCCUACAUCAGUCUACAUCAGCCUACAUCAGUCUGCAUCAGUCUGCAUCAGCCUACAUCAGUCUGCAUCAGCCUACAUCAGUCUGAAUCAGUCUACAUCAGCCUACAUCAGUCUGAAUCAGUCUACAUCAGCCUACAUCAGUCUGCAUCAGUCUGCAUCAGCCUACAUCAGUCUGCAUCAGCCUACAUCAGUCUGAAUCAGUCUACAUCAGCCUACAUCAGUCUGCAUCAGUCCACAUCAGCCUACAUCAGCCUACAUCAGUCUACAUCAGCCUACAUCAGCCUACAUCAGUCUGCAUCAGCCUACAUCAGUCUACAUCAGCCUACAUCAGUCUGCAUCAGGCUACAACAGUCUACAUCAGCCUACAUCAGUCUGCAUCAGUCUACAUCAGCCUACAUCAGCCUGCAUCAGUCUGCAUCACCCUACAUCAGCCUACAUCAACCUACAUCACCCUACAUCAGUCUACAUCAGCCUACAUCAGUCUACAUCAGUCUACAUCAGUCCACAUCAGCCUACAUCAGCCUACAUCAGUCCACAUCAGUCUACAUCAGUCUACAUCAGCCUACAUCAGCCUACAUCAGUCUGCAUCAGCCUACAUCAGCCUACAUCAGUCUACAUCAGUCUGCAUCAGCCUACAUCAGCCUACAUCAGCCUACAUCAGUCUGA